AUGACCAAGUUUCGACCGUGUAUUGACCUCCACUCGGGACAGGUCAAGCAGAUUGUGGGUGGCACUCUGAGUAAUGUCGCUGAAGAUCUGAAAACCAACUAUGUGUCCAAACUGCCCGCCGGUCACUAUGCGGGACUGUACGAGAAGCACAACCUCCGCGGGGGACAUGUGGUGAAGCUUGGACCGGGGAAUGAAGAGGCAGCUCUGGAGGCCUUGAAAACCUGGCCUAAUGGUUUGCAGGUGGCCGGAGGUAUUACGGAUGAUAAUGCGCAAUAUUGGAUUGAUCAGGGUGCUGAGAAGGUGAUCAUCACUUCAUUCCUUUUCCCGUCUGGAAAAUUCUCCCUUGAGCGGCUCGAAUCGGUUCUUACGGCUCUCGGCGGCGAUAAAUCCAAGCUGGUCUUGGACUUGAGCUGUCGACGGAAAGACAAUACCUGGUUUGUUGCGAUGGACCGCUGGCAGACUAUUACCGAGAUGGAGAUCAACCAAGAAUCAAUUGCUUUUUUGGAGCCCUACUGCUCUGAAUUUUUGAUUCAUGCGGCAGAUGUGGAAGGCCUACAACAAGGCGUGGAUGAAGAGCUUGUAUCCAAGCUGUCCGAAUGGUGCACCAUUCCUGUGACCUAUGCUGGCGGUGCCCGCAGUCUCCAGGACUUGGAGAAGGUACAUAUCAGCAGCCAGGGCAAGGUUGACCUGACUAUUGGAAGCGCCUUGGAUAUCUUCGGGGGCUCAGGCGUGACAUUUGACGAGUGUGUUGAGUGGAACAAGACUCAUUAA
Molecule: messenger RNA, 771 nt
Organism: Penicillium macrosclerotiorum
Lineage: Eukaryota; Fungi; Ascomycota; Eurotiomycetes; Eurotiales; Aspergillaceae
Product: 1-(5-phosphoribosyl)-5- ((5-phosphoribosylamino)methylideneamino)imidazole-4-carboxamide isomerase HIS6
Exons: 3
Coding region: 1-771 (256 amino acids)
Biological process (GO): L-tryptophan biosynthetic process; L-histidine biosynthetic process
Cellular component (GO): cytoplasm
Molecular function (GO): 1-(5-phosphoribosyl)-5-[(5-phosphoribosylamino)methylideneamino]imidazole-4-carboxamide isomerase activity
Source: RefSeq, a predicted model, not a curated record